Molecule: messenger RNA, 1371 nt
Organism: Parastagonospora nodorum SN15
Lineage: Eukaryota; Fungi; Ascomycota; Dothideomycetes; Pleosporales; Phaeosphaeriaceae
Exons: 1
Coding region: 1-1371 (456 amino acids)
Molecular function (GO): ATP hydrolysis activity
Source: RefSeq, a predicted model, not a curated record
AUGGAAACCGCUGCCAGUAUCAUAGCAGUUCUGCAACUAUCGGAGAAAGUCAUCAAAUACAUUCGCGAUGUCGCAGGAGCCACCGAAGAUCGCAAACGGCUUCGUGAACAGGUGCGAGCCUGCAGCAAUAUCCUCUUGACACUCAGGGAUGGGGUAGAAGACUCUGAAGAGGGGCAAGCAUGGGCCGAGACUGUUGAACUGCUCGCCUCGCCCCUUGCGCGACUCCAGACGGCUCUUGAGCUCGCUGCGCUCAAACUCCAAGCUAAAAGUAGCACCAAAGAGAGGUUAAGAUGGCCCUUCAAGGAGAAAGAAGUCCAGAAACUUGUCGAAGCAAUCGAGAGCGAGAAGACUGUGUUGAUACUGUCUCUCGACAACAAUUCAGCGAGACUGCUCCAAGAGAUCAACAUUCGCUCCAAACAAAGUGAUAAGCAAAUCCGGGAACUGGAAUCUCUGUUGAGACUGCACGCUACUAGCAACAAAAGCGACGCUAGAUAUCUGAAAGGGGCCGUGACUACAAUUCAAGAUAAACAGACUCAACUACAAGAUGACCUCAGUUCAUUGAGGCAGGCAACGAAGGAGAAGGAGAUGGCAAACAAUCUGCUUGUGAUGCUCGAUUGGCUCUCGCCUAUUGACCACGCUUCACAACACUAUGAUAAAAUUUCCAGUCAUCAGGCCGGCACAUGUCAAUGGUUUUUGGAUUCCAAGAAGUAUACAACUUGGGUGGACGAAGUCCGCAAUUGCACACUGUUUUGUCCAGGAAUUCCUGGAGCAGGAAAGACUGUGUUGGCAUCUGUUGUAAUAGCCGACUUGAGGAAAACUUUCAGGGAAUACAGCAACGUGACAGUAAUAUUCUUUUAUUGUCAUUUCAAACGACAGAAAGACCAAACGGUGGAUGGCAUCCUGUCCAGCCUUCUGAAACAGCUCAUGGAGAGGCGAGUGGAAGUGUCCCAAGCGGUCAAAGAUCUCUUCUACGAACGAUAUGGACUCGGCCAGAAUCGUCCGAAACGUGACGAGCUCUUCGAACUUCUUCGAGCCGAACUAUCUACUUACCGUGAGGUCUUGGUCGUCUUGGAUGCUUUAGACGAGUGCGAUGCCAGCAUCGAGACGCUGGGACUGCUUGCCGAUCUCCAGACAAGCUUCGCACAAUCGCAGAAAGGGUGUAAAGUCAAGUUGAUGGCUACGUCGAGACUCAUUCCAGAGCUUGUCGAGCAUUUCGGUGAUGCUGAAACGCUUGAGAUCAUUGCAAGCAACGCAGAUGUCCGCAUGUAUCUCGAAACGGAGAUACAGCGCAAAUCCAAGCUCGCCAAACUGGAGAGGUCGCUCCAGGACGAGAUCAAGUCCAGGAUCAUAGAUUCGGUCCAAGGGAUGUGA